Molecule: messenger RNA, 287 nt
Organism: Truncatella angustata
Lineage: Eukaryota; Fungi; Ascomycota; Sordariomycetes; Amphisphaeriales; Sporocadaceae
Exons: 1
Coding region: 21-212 (63 amino acids)
Source: RefSeq, a predicted model, not a curated record
UAGGCAGCCAUCAUAACACCAUGAAACUACGCAAGCGGGUGCGCGAUGAAGUCAACAUCAACAACGCGGAGCUGCCAUGGCGCAGACUUCCAAUGUGGUUAUUGUUGCGUGUCGCAACGCACCGGCAACUCCAACCUCGAUUUGGCAACGACAAUGGCCGCGCUUGCUACAAAACUCUCAUGGCCACAAUUAUUGCGCAGUUCCUUCGCUAAAGCAAGCCCAAUCUAAGUCCAGAAAUCAGCUUCAAAAUACGUGACAAAUUGGCUGUACGCCUUGCGAAACUCGAG